AUGGAUCAAAUAAAUGGUUCUGUAGUAACUGAAUUUGUACUACUGGGACUUGCACAUUCCUUGGAAAUGCAGUUUUUUCUUUUCUUUUUUUUCUCUUUAUUUUAUGUAGGAAUUAUCCUGGGAAACGUCUUCAUUGUAUUCACAGUGUUUUGUGACCCUCACCUCCACUCCCCCAUGUACAUUCUGCUGGCCAACCUCUCACUCAUUGACCUGGGCCUUUCAUCCACCACAGUUCCUAGGAUGAUUUCUGAUCUUUUCAGUGACUACAAAAUCAUUUCCUUCCCCAACUGCAUGAUACAAAUGUUCUUCAUCCACGUCAUGGGAGGAGUUGAGAUGGUGCUUCUCAUAGCAAUGGCAUAUGACAGAUACACAGCAAUCUGCAAACCUCUCCACUAUCUAACUAUUAUGAAUCCCAAAAUGUGUGUCAUUUUGGUAGUGAUCGCUUGGGUAAUUGGGGUAAUUCAUGCAGUGUCUCAGUUUGUUUUUGCCGUAAACUUACCUUUCUGUGGCCCUAAUAAUGUGGGUAGUUUUUACUGUGAUUUUCCUCGGGUUAUUAAACUUGCAUGCAUGGAUACUUACCAGCUAGAAUUUGUGGUCACUGCCAACAGUGGCUUCAUAUCAAUGGCCACCUUCUUUUUCUUAAUUGCAUCAUACAUCUACAUUCUGGUCACAGUUCGACAGCAUUCUUCCAACGAUUUAUCCAAAGCAUUCUUCACUUUGUCUGCUCACAUCACUGUAGUGGUUUUGUUUUUUGCUCCUUGUAUGUUUCUCUAUGUGUGGCCUUUUCCUAUUAAGUCAUUGGAUACAUUUUUUUCCAUUGUGGAUUUUGUUGUCACCCCUGUCUUAAAUCCUACUAUCUAUACAUUACGGAACAAAGAUAUGAAAGUGGCAAUGAGAAAGUUGGGUCGAAGAGUUAUAAGCUCUAAGGACAUGACAUAG
This is a messenger RNA of Elephantulus edwardii (Cape elephant shrew), 939 nucleotides long. Its product is annotated as olfactory receptor 4F6-like. The transcript has a single exon. Gene Ontology annotation, cellular component: membrane. NCBI's taxonomy places the organism in Eukaryota, Metazoa, Chordata, Mammalia, Macroscelidea, Macroscelididae. The record is from RefSeq and is a predicted model, not a curated record. Gene Ontology annotation, biological process: G protein-coupled receptor signaling pathway. Gene Ontology annotation, molecular function: olfactory receptor activity; G protein-coupled receptor activity. Bases 1 to 939 code for a protein of 312 amino acids.